GCAAAACAAAACCAACAAUGGCGAGCAUAUCCUUAACCAAAAUCUUCAUCCUCUCAAAAUCUCUCACUAAAACCCCUCCCUCCUCCUUUAUCUCCUCCCGCAAAGUCUCUCGCGUCUCCUUCACCACUUCUGCCUCCAAAUACAACGAAGGUCGACAUGCUGCGGAUGAGGACAGAGACAGAGCAUCCGAGACUGCGGAAAGAGCCAAGGAAAAAACACAAGAAAUGAAAGAGAGAGCCAAAGGUUACGCCGAAGAAACAAAGCAAAAGACGGCUGAAACCACGAAGAGUGCUAAAGAGAAAGCAAAGGAGGCGGAAGAGAGAACCAAGGAGGCAGCGAAAGAAGGUACGGAAAGAGCUAGCCAAACGACACAUGAUGUGAAAGAGAAAGCGAAAGGAUAUACUCAUGAAACCAAGGAGAAGACCAAGGGAGCGGCCGAGAUGGCUGCGGAGAAGGCCAAGGAAGGCACAAACAAGGCCACGGAGACGGCGGAGGGUAUUGGAGAGAAGGCAAAGCAGACGCUUAAGGGGGCGUGGGAGACGACCAAGGAGACCACGCAGAAGAUUAAGGAGACUGUUGUGGGGAAAGAUGAUGAAGAUCCGGAUGAGUAUGUUACGGAUUUGAGAAAGCGUGAAGGGGAGAAUACUGAAGGGAAGAGAAUGGAUGAGGAUGUUCUGGAUUAUAGGAAGCGAGCGGGGAAGGGUGAUCAUCAUAAGAAGGACGAGCAUUGAAAAAAUUGAAAAUUCAAUGCUUGCUUAUAGUCCUUUCUUUUUCCUGUUGAGUACUUGAAAUCAAAUAAAUCAUCAGACGUGGUGAUUCGAUCUUAAUUUUCUGCAGCUUUGUAAUGUACAAUUUCCUAAUUAAUAACCCUGUCCCCCUCCCAUUUCGUAGUGAAAUUGCUUCUGGUGU
Tripterygium wilfordii is the source of this 909-nucleotide messenger RNA. Its product is annotated as late embryogenesis abundant protein 1-like. The transcript has 2 exons. The record is from RefSeq and is a predicted model, not a curated record. The coding region runs from base 18 to 731 and encodes 237 amino acids. NCBI's taxonomy places the organism in Eukaryota, Viridiplantae, Streptophyta, Magnoliopsida, Celastrales, Celastraceae.